This is a messenger RNA of Scylla paramamosain (green mud crab), 3789 nucleotides long. RefSeq lists its product as uncharacterized. Lineage: Eukaryota; Metazoa; Arthropoda; Malacostraca; Decapoda; Portunidae. The coding region runs from base 819 to 2135 and encodes 438 amino acids. The record is from RefSeq and is a predicted model, not a curated record. Gene Ontology annotation, molecular function: DNA binding. The transcript is spliced from 3 exons.
AGUACAGGUGAGACGCCCAUGUUCCCCGGUGCGUGGUGAGGGGCGGGGAGGGAGGGGGCAGGCAGAGACGUGUGGGGGAGGAAGGAAGUGGGAGGAGGGACGCGAAAGGCGGGAAUGAAUGGGACCAGGUGUGUCGCGGCCCAGCGGAAUAAACACGCCACGUCUCUCCCCUCAUCAUCCACCUCCGCUGCCGAGUGAGUGCUGAGCUGCUGCGGGACCAACACGUCUUGUGCUGCGCUGCCGAGAACCACGUGGAUGGACUGAGUGAUUCCUCUAGCCGCGGCGCUGUGGGGGAGUUAACGAGUGCAUGGUUCCCACACGUCCCCUCCCCCUGCGCCCUCCCAUCCCCCCCAGGACACAUUCCCAUACUCGUGCUGCCGGGCAUUCCUCCCGUGAGCGAGGCUCGGGAAGGAGCCUCAGUGGUGGAGCCGAGGCCUGAGAGCCUCCCAUGUGAGUAGCAGGAGAAGGGAAGGCGAGCACGUGUAACGACGGAAAUAGAAAUGACAAUGCAGCAGCGGGCCGUGGCAGGGCGAAGACGGUACAGCGGCUGCCGGCUUGUUUUCAUUCAGCAAAGAGGUUAAUGGAUACACAUAAAUGAACUAAUGUGCCAGCGUGCGAGUGUGUGAAUACUCAGUGAGGAGCUGUGGCAUGUAAUCACGCAGCAGUUCACGUGGGUCGUGCAAGCCGUUGGGAGCACCAAGGAUUGCCGUCCUGACACUGGCAAGGGGCAGGAGACGCCCUGGCGCUGGACACUUCCCAUGUUUGGAGGGUGGUUGGUUCCCUAGACUGGCAGUGUGCAGGGCAGCACAGACACUACCAUGCUGACCCAACUGGAGCUGCUGGGUGCCACAGGGAGCCUUGGGGUGGAUGAGGACAGUGGGAUGUCUGGCUCUCCACUGGACGGCCUGGUGGAGUAUCCCAUGGAACAGGCAGAGUUUGAGUACUUUGAAACAAGCCUUGGCAAUGAUACUUACUAUGAUGGGUCACAGCACCAGGACCUACAGCAGAGCUUGGCUGCCCCACCUGAUCUCACCAGCCCCUCCAUGUGUGACAUCCCUACAACUGAUGAAAAUAUUCUAAUCUAUGACCAGGAGAACAUACCGAGCUUCACCGCUGAUGAUCUGAAGUUCACCGAAGGCAUCAAGCCCUAUGAGGAUGGACUACAGUCGGGCGAGGAUGAGCUCAAGUUCGAGGAAGACAUACAAAACUACGAGAAGUUUGCAGAGGACUUUUACGACAGCAGCCUUGGUACCCACACGACACACGAUGAUGAUUUCAGCUUUGGGAACCUGUAUGAAACUCUGGACCCGGAACACCACAUCCCAAGCCCUGAGGAGCCAACGAGUAACCUGUGGAGUGAAGCAGCCAUCACCAGCAGCAGCAAGGGCAAGAUAGGGCCUCUGCAGCGACGUGCCCUUGACUCCAUCUUCCGGGUGACAGAGAAGCCUUCCCGUGGGAUGGUGCUACACAUUGCCUCAGAGCUCGGCCUGCACCACCUCACUGUGAAGAACUUCUUUUCCAAUGGGCGGCGGCGGCUGCGACGAGCAGCGGCAAGACUCAACGACCCGGAGAGAACCAGACGGGAGAAUGAACGGCGGAAAGAGAAGCGACGCCUGGCAGCCUUGGCAUCAGCAGCUCAAGCAGGAGCAGAUGGCAAGGGUGUGGGGUCCUCUGGUGGCACCAAGACAUCAUCACCCCGGAGCCUUCCUGCUGACUCCCCACCACCACGAGAGGCACCAGUGGUGUCUCCAGAGAGGAAAGCACUAAUGGAGAAGCUGGCAGACAAGGUGCAGAGGAGUGUGGCUCAGCGCUCCCUGGCUGCUGACUUGGAGCUUGCAUCUUCCAACACUCUCCAGCAGCCAACCCACACCCCACAGCCUCCCCAGCAGCUCAGUCAUGCCCUGCCACCCACCCACACCCACACACCAGUCCCACCACAGUCCACGCACAAUGCAGCUGCUCAAAGUGACAUCCUCUCACAAGCAUCCCAUGACCUGUUGUCCCAGGCUCCACAUGACCUCCUGACACAGUCCCCACAUGACCUGCUGGUUCAGUCCCCUAAUGAUUUCCUGGAUCCCUCCUCCACAUCCUCAUCCCUGCUGCAGCCUCCCACUGACCCUUGGGAUCUCCUCUAGUGCUGUGCUGCAACCUCUCGCCACCUUUAUGAGAAGAGUAUCUGGUACUCUCUCACGUCACAAAUUCCCGCAGUGUGCGGCCAGAACCUCCUCGUGUGUGUCCUGCUCCCUGUCUUUGCCUCCACACAAAAGUUUUAUACUCAGCAGAAGUCAGUUUACUUAACAGCAAUACUGUAAUAUUCAUUAAUGUUGUUGAUCCAUCUCAUGAAUGUUCAGUGCCUUGUGGAAAAUCGUUCCAAGAAAUCUCUUUAACACAAUGUUGUGCUAUUGGAUCAACAGUAUACUCUUCCUCCUGCAGACCUCCUCCAUCCUGCACAGCUGCCAUAGUUCAUGUGAAGAACAUCCUCCUAUUUCAAGUUAUGGUUUUGCUCCACCUCUCAGUGUGUUGCUUCAGUUACUUUGCUCAAUGUGCCUUACGACAGAGCAGUCUUCCAAUCACAGCAUGAAUUUCCCUUCCCCAGGGUGAAACAUUUCAUGUUAGUAAAUGUUUAAAUGUAAAUUCUAGCUCAGAAACAAUUGGUGAGACAUCUAGUCUACAUCUCCAAUGAAUGAAAUCCUGCUGACUGGAUCAGCUUACUCCCUCCUCAAAGUUUUUGCUUUAAUCUGCAUUUUUCUGAACAUUAAGAUACACAUGUGACUUUGUCCCUCCAGUUUCCAAGGAAACAAACAGCUGGUGGAAAUUUCUCAACAAAGAGCACAAGGGUUUGUGUGUCAGGGAGGGCGUGCCAUUCUGGAUGAUGUAAUAUUUGUUUUCUGUAUCAUACAUUCUACCUUUAGGCAAUAAUGCAUUUUCAAAUGCAUCAACAAAAGUGAAGUAUCUCUUACGAGGUUCAAUAGAAAUUUUUAUUGUUGUACAUUUAAUACUUCCUAUAAUAUGGCCUUAAAGUUCAUCUUGUACAAGUUUGUCUUCCAUUGGUGACACAAAAUGUCUGAAGCAGCGUGCCAGCCACCAUCACCAUCCUGCCUCACACCUCACCACAUGAGUGUGUGCUUCCAGCCAUACUGUGUCCCAUGUUUGCAGGACUUCCUCACAAUAAUGAAUCCAUUUUUGCUUUCUGCAUGCAUAAAUAUGAUUUCUGGUUUUGCAUAUGACAAAUGACAUUUGUAAGAGGAACACACGUGACUGAAUGACGCGUGACAAUAACACACACAUGAACAGGACAUCAGAAUUAGAAACAUUGUUGAGGACUCAUCUUCAUCAGGAAAGGGUUGACAAGCUGUAACCAAUCUCAGUCCUGCCUUACUAUGGAAACCUUUGCCUGGAAGCACACACUCAUGGGUCUGGGAGUCAGGUGAGGGUGCACUCCCCACUCACACAGCCACCCACCACUCCUGCCUUCAAGGAGUUUGAGUCUCUGGUGAUAUUAUACAACUAGUCAGUUUUGUACAGUAUCUCAAUAAUUAAUAGUAAUAAUUAUAUAAUGAUUACUAUGUAAUAUCUAAUAAUAAUAAUAAUGUAAUAUUAGCAGUAAGGCGCAUGUUCCAUUGCCUUAAUCAGUCAUCUUUUCUCCAAAUGCUAGUGCAUUGUGUGAAAAGUGACAUUUCUUCCUGGCAGUUAUGGUGUGACUACAUCUGUUCUGUUCUGUUAGUAGAUAAUAAUCCUGUGUAUGAACAUGUUUGAAAAUGAAGCAAUAAAUAUACAUAGAUGAAUUAA